Messenger RNA from Fimicolochytrium jonesii, 3826 nucleotides. RefSeq lists its product as uncharacterized. Gene Ontology annotation, molecular function: protein binding. Bases 313 to 3504 code for a protein of 1063 amino acids. The transcript is spliced from 11 exons. Lineage: Eukaryota; Fungi; Chytridiomycota; Chytridiomycetes; Spizellomycetales; Powellomycetaceae. The record is from RefSeq and is a predicted model, not a curated record.
GGUCAGGCGUCCAUUCUUAUCAGAGGAUUAGGAGCUGCUGCUGAAUGUCGCUCAAGUCAGGGCCAUAUUCUCAAAGACUUAGACCUAGGGGCCUUAUUCGAAGUGACGUCCCCCUGCUCAUCGCGGAUCGCUUGCGGGCGGUCGUCGACAGCAGCUUUCGACUGGAGCAACCGUCUCACACACCCUAACGUAUCCCAUACCCCCAGAGUCAACGAUCGCUUAUCGGCUUCGGAAAGUGCUUGCGGAGCGGCGUUUCUGGGAAAACCAGUUCAUCUUGUUCCAUCUUGACCGUGGUUUGGCUCUGACUUUAUCAUGUCGACGACCGCCGGACGGUACCCGACCCCUGCAAUGGCCUCGAGAGCCAUGAGGCUCAAAGACCUCAUAGCUCGUGCCGAGUCCACUCCGUCUUCCCCCGGAGCAAGUCACAGUAUCCUCCGCGCUGCGAAUGGUGUAUUGGAGGACGUAGACUCUUCGACGCAGACGGUCACUGGGCUGGCGAGGAACGCACCGAAGGCUGUCGAUGAUCGGUUGGUCCGUGCGCUCAAAUCGUCGUUUAGAGAUGCGGUCGGGAAAGCGGAUGCUGCUGUUAGGAGGGAGUGGGUGAAACUGGCGGACGCUUUGGUGGAUGAGGUGCGCUUCGUGUUCGAGGCUGAGGGUGCUGAGGAUCCAACCGUCAACAGCGACGAACGUGCGGAGCAGUGUCGGCAGAACCUCCACGAGCUAGCCGGAAGCAUCGACCUGGUGGGGGAAUUCGAUGCGGUCGUCUUGAACUUUAUCGACUCUCGGUUCCGCACCGGCGCGCGCGAUCUGUAUUCCGCUAUGCUCGAUUCAGCAAACACGGCCGUCGAACAGUCUCUGGCAACGAGAGUGCAGAGGGUCUCUCAGAAGCUAGAGGCGAUUGCUGAACCUGCUCAGCCUCCCGCUGUCGAAUCGAGACCACAACAGGCCGCAGCGGCACAGCCAAGACCGCCAUCUGUAGCGUCCGAAGCUUUCGUCCCCGCCGCCGUGCCGCGUCCGGUAGCCGACUCGGGGCCUCGUCCGGCGUCCGAAGUAGUACAUCCUUCUCAACCUCCACAGGUCCCUCUUUCUACCAAACCCCGACCAAAGAGCAUGGCUGUGAACCACGGAGCUGUGACUACCGGUCCUUCCCCACCCUCUCGCCCACCAGCGAUUGAACGGUCUCCAGUUGCAAAGUCGCGAACUUCUGUGUCUGAUGAGGCAACGGAUGGCUCGGAUUCUAUUGAGGAGGAACCUGUCGCGCGUCAGGGAGCUGCGGACGCACCUCAGUCCGGCAAACCGGGUGGACUUGCAGCCAAUUUGAACAGGAUGCUCUCAGGACCUCCACCGAAAUUCGCGCGACCUCCAGUCCAAAGGGCCCCGGAGGAAGAGGAACGGGUGAAUGAUGAGAACGAACCCACUCCCGAUAUCCCGCCCCGUCCACCUGCUCGCAUCGGUGUUACAGAUGAACCGCAUGAUGGCGCAGAGUACGACCAUGAUGUGCAGCCCGCCGCUGCCCCAGCAUCAGUACAGGCACCACCCGCCGCUGUGCAGACGCCGAUUUCCACUCCCCGGGAGUCCCAUGAUGGUCCGACCGCGGAAGAUGUGGCCUCUCAGCACCUUACGCCUGGUGGAAACGCUGCGGCUGGGAAGGCGAGUGAGAAGCUUAAAGCGCAGAAGUCUCCGAAGAUGGGAUUGAGGGGCAUGUUGAGUCAUUUGACAAAGUCGAGGCCGAAGAAGGCCAAGAGUAGUUCGAAGGAUGAUGGACAGGACGAUGCGGAUGCUGUGGAGGAACCCGAACCAGUAUCUCAGCACGUAGAAGAACGCGCGGAGCCCGUUGCGCCUGCACCCGUGGUGCCGCAACGUCCCCCAUCGCAGGUGAACCCGCAGCCCCGGCCGGAGGAGGUCGCCCACCCGGAAGAGUUCAAACACAGCAGGACCGGGUCCAUGGCCGAAUCCAACGCAUCCGGAUACGACUCGCAAGGUACCGAAGGCUCCGAGGCUCCAUCCAAGCCCCGCAGACCCCCUCAGAACGCCGCCAUGAGCGCGUUGGCGAACGUCAUGAGAGGCCCUGCCAAGGACGACGCUGCGUCAGAUGCAGACGAGACUGCGAGCAUACGCAGCCGACAGCGUCAGAGCGUGUAUUCAGAGCCCGAAGGGCCGAUAAGCGCUGAACACCCCCAACAACCCCCGCCGCGGCCCGCGCGUCCCAUGUCGACCAUCUACAAUAACGAACGCCGCAACACCGUGCAUGAGGAUGAAGGCACCUCGCCGUCUUCGGACGGCUCGGCGCCUCGUCGGCCACCGAAACCGGUGCAGUCUCCGGCCCACCGAAUGAGCGGAGUCUAUCCCACUCCCGUCCCCGCUCCGGCUCCGAGUCCCUCGGAAGGUGCAGGUUCUCCUCCCGUCCACUCACCCUCGGCGCCCGUGAUCCCACCCAAACCCCGCCGCAGCUCCCACAUUGACGACACGGCCUCCGAAUCCUCCCAACACAGCGCGGCGGCCUCGCACCCGGUCCCCAUCCCCACCCCUCGCCCCCGCCCAGUCCCAUCCGUCCGCCCCGCCUCGCAAAUCUCCACCUCCACCGCCGGCGGCAACGAGCGCCCACAAUCGCAGUAUAGCGAACGCCCCCAAUCCCACUACAGCGAACGCCCGCCUUCCCAUUACGGAUCCCCUUCGCACGCCGCCGCUCAGACUCCGAUCAACGAACGGCCGCAAUCAACAUACUCGGUCGACUCACCCUCCCCCCCCUCUCACGCCGGAGAACAAACCAUCCCGGAAGACUCUGCACCCGCUCCACCGGUGGAAUCACCCAAACCACGCCGCAUUCCGGGAAUGUUUGGAACUAACCAUGGAGCACUGGGAGCCCUUGCGGCGGCUGUGACGGGAAGGCAGGGGGGUGGGUUUGGGAGGAGUGCGAGUCAGGAUCAGAUUGGGGAUGAUGGCGGAGUUGUGGGCCAGCAUCCGCUUUCGAGAGGGCAUUCGAGAGAGGCGAGUGGGGGAGAGGAGGGGGGUGCUGAAGCAUUACAUGCGGAGGUUGAGGCACAGGAGGAAUUACCCGUCGGCUCACCGCCCAUGCGAAGAGCAACCGGUGCCCCGCUGCGGUCUAACCCUGAUUUGUUCAACGGUACAACCUUGAACCUGAAACGCAAAGAAGCAAGCACGAGCGGAGACGAUAGGGCCAUCGAGAAGGGCGGUCUAGACUGGCUCAACAAGCACCUCCACUCCCACAACAUCCAAGUCGACAACCUCUACACGUCUCUCGGCGACGGGUUGAACCUCAUUUACGCCCUCGAGGACGCGACGGGCGAAAGUGUCGGCAAGUACAAUAAGCGAGCGAUGCUCCCCGUGCUCAAGAUCGACAAUAUCGCGGUGGCGUUAAAUUUUGUGGCGAAGAAGGGGAUCGCGCCGGGGGGGUUUUGUACGCCGCAGGAUAUUAUGGACGGCGAUAAGGGCAAGAUCCUCACGUUGUUUAAUUACAUCUUGAAAGCGUUUCCGGCCUCGUAGUUAUCGUCUCAUAGAACCAAAUCCAAAUCUCAAGAUUAGCCCUGCCCAUAUCUCCAAGCCCAUCCCCCUUUCGCUUCUCUUCCCCUUCCCGUUUUCCUGCUGAUAUGAUAAAACAAUUUUCCAUUCCGCAUUCUUUUACGAUCACCCCCCCGCAUCGCAUCUCAUAUUUCCACCGUUACGCAUGCAUGUAUUAUCGACUUUUUACCCGCUUGUUUUUCUAUCCCUUUUUUCCCUGUCUGGCUGAUGUAUUGCAUGGCCGAAUAACACAUUUUUCAUUUUUGCCGCUUUGCUUUACUACGUACUGGCUGGGAGGCAUCUCAAU